This is a messenger RNA of Manis javanica (Malayan pangolin), 3296 nucleotides long. It is a transcript of the gene NECTIN4, whose product is annotated as nectin cell adhesion molecule 4. Gene Ontology annotation, cellular component: adherens junction. The record is from RefSeq and is a predicted model, not a curated record. Lineage: Eukaryota; Metazoa; Chordata; Mammalia; Pholidota; Manidae. Gene Ontology annotation, biological process: heterophilic cell-cell adhesion; symbiont entry into host cell; homophilic cell-cell adhesion.
GCAGGUUCCCAGGUUUCUGCCGUCGUUGUUGGCCACGGUGUGGGAAGCAGCUCUGGGGGAGCUCAGAGCUCCCGAUCACGGCUUCUUGGGGGCAGCUACAGCUGGGUGGGUGGAACGGGGCUGGACCGCUGUGGAGACCCCAGUGGACCAGGGCACCAGUGAGGACGCCGUGACUUCUGCCGUCUGAGUCUGUGCCCUACCCAGCGCUAGAGCCGGCUCCCAGGGAGAACUCGGUGGGACUUCAGAAGCUCCGGCCAGCUCUGCCUUGUGACCAUGGCCCUGUCCCUGGGAGCCGAGAUGUGGGGGCCUGAGGCCUGGCUGCUGGUGCUGCUCCUGGCAUCAUUUACAGGCCGAUGCCCCGCGGGCGAGCUGGAGACCUCGGACCUGGUGACCGUGGUGCUGGGCCAGGACGCAAAGCUGCCCUGCUUCUACCGAGGGGAACCCGGCGAGCAGGUGGGGCAGGUGGCAUGGGCUCGGGUGGAUGCGGGCGAGGGCGCCCGGGAGCUGGCGUUGCUGCACUCCAAAUACGGGCUGCACGUGAGCUCGCCCUAUGAGGGCCGCGUGGAGCAGCCGCCGCCCCCGCGGGACCCCCUGGACGGCGCGGUGCUCUUGCGCAACGCCGUGCAGGCCGAUGAGGGCGAGUACGAGUGUCGUGUCAGCACCUUCCCCGCCGGCAGCUUCCAGGCGCGGCUGCGGCUCCGCGUGCUGGUGCCUCCCCUGCCUUCACUGAAUCCUGGGCCAGCACUCGAAGAGGGCCAGGGCCUGACGCUGGCAGCCUCCUGCACCGCAGAGGGCAGCCCCGCCCCCAAUGUGACCUGGGACACAGAGGUCAAGGGCACAACGUCCAGCCGCUCCUUCAAGCACUCCCGCUCAGCUGCUGUCACUUCAGAGUUCCACCUGGUGCCCAGCCGCAGCAUGAAUGGACAGCCGCUUACCUGUGUGGUGUCCCACCCUGGCUUGCUCCAGGACCAAAGGAUCACCCACAUCCUCCAAGUGGCCUUCCUAGCCGAGGCCUCUGUGAGGGGCCUAGAAGACCAAAAGCUGUGGCAGGUUGGCCGAGAAGGGGCCACACUCAAGUGCCUGAGUGAAGGACACCCCCCUCCCUCGUAUAACUGGACACGGCUGGAUGGGCCUCUGCCCAGUGGGGUACGAGUGGAAGGGGACACUCUGGGCUUCCCCCCGCUGACCACUGAGCACAGUGGCAUCUACGUUUGCCGUGUGAGCAAUGAGCUUUCCUCCAGGGAUUCUCAGGUCACUGUGGAUGUUCUUGCAGACCCUCAGGAGGCCCCCGGGAAGCAGGUGGACCUGGUGUCGGCCUCCGUGGUGGUGGUGGGUGUGAUCGCCGCGCUCUUGUUCUGCCUUCUGGUGGUGGUGGUGGUGCUCAUGUCCCGAUACCAUCGGCGAAAGGCCCAGCAGAUGACCCAGAAAUAUGAGGAGGAGCUGACGCUGACCCGGGAGAACUCCAUCCGGAGGCUGCAUUCCCAUCACGCAGACCCCAGGAGCCAGCCGGAGGAGAGUGUAGGGCUGAGAGCCGAGGGCCACCCUGAUAGUCUCAAGGACAACAGUAGCUGCUCUGUGAUGAGUGACGAGCCAGAGGGCCGCAGUUACUCCACGCUGACCACGGUGAGGGAGAUCGAGACCCAGACCGAACUGCUGUCUCCAGGGCGGGCCGAGGAGGAGGAAGACCGGGACGAAGGCAUCAAACAGGCCAUGAACCAUUUUGUCCAGGAGAACGGAACCCUGCGGGCCAAGCCCACUGGCAACGGCAUUUACAUCAAUGGGCGGGGGCACCUGGUCUGACCCAGGCCUGCCUCCCUCCCUGACCCAGGCUCCUCCUGCUGACAUGGAGGAUUUCAGCUUAUCUCUGGGGCCUCCCUAAACAUCCCAUUUCUUGAGGAAGAUGCUCCCCAGCCCACUGAGUGCUCGACCUUUUCCUCCAACCCUGCUGUUGGACGAGGGGAGGGCUCCACUGGUUGAGUCGUUCCCCUCCGCGUGUGCGGGUCACUGUGUGUGCAUUGGUGCCUGUGUGAGUGUUCGCUGCCCGUGUGAGCGUGUAAAGGGGUGACUGUGCCCAUGGUGUGCAUCGUGCUGUCGUGUCAGAGUCCAAGUGAACCGCAGUGUGUGCUCCACAGGACUCGGGCGGUGGCAUGGGGAACCGUCAGGGUCUGGUUUGUGUGUUGUGUGGCUCUGUGACCUCUGCCUGUAAACGCAGGUGUUUUCCUCAGACCCCAGAGCAGUAUUAAUGAUGCAGAGGUUGGAGGUGAGAGGUGGAGACUGUGGGCCAGAGCCAGGUGUGCUGGCCUAGCUGGAGCUGGAAUCUGGCUGCCUCAGUGGGGGAGCCGGGUUCCCACUGCUGGGGAGCCGUGGGGUGCGUGCUGCAGCUGCCCUGGGGGUGCUGCCAGAGGCUCCAGCUGUUAGCCAAGAAGCCCUCUGCCCUCUGGUGGCUUCUGGGCCUGCUGCAUGUACAUACUUUCUGUAAAUAAACCUGCGCGGGGGAGCUUCUUUAAGGAAUACUGCUCCGAAUCCUUUAAUAAGAGAAAAAGAACAGUUAAAAGACUUCUGAUUUAUCUGGCUGUUUGUCACUGCUAGGAUAGCUUAAAGGGAGGCCACCCCACACCUGAAGUCAGCACACCUAGGCCUUCCUGAGACCCCACCCCAGGGGGCUCUGAAAGGUGCUCCUAGGCAGCCCCUUGGGAAGGAGGGAGCCUGAGGGCCAUGGGGUCUGAAUUAGGGCCGUGAGUCCACAGUUACUGGCUAAGGGAGGAUAAGGCAGGGCCUGGGCCCUGCGGCUCCUGGGCCCUUCCUGGCCUCAUCUCUUUCCUUAGCUGUACCCGCAGUGUGUGGUCCUGUGGCGGGUUGCUGAGACUGGGCGCCGCGGACUUGUGGUUCGCUGUGGUGUACGGGAGAGGGUAGUGGUUACAGACCAAGGAAGGGAGACUCGAGGAGCGAAGGAGCUGCUGGGGGCACGGGUGUCUCCCUUCCUCUAGGGCCCUCAGGGUCACUGACUCGGGCUCUUCUGGCAGUUUCUGUGGGUGUGGGCUGAGGUUAGAUAAGGUCCUUUUCCCCUGGUCAACCAAACACCCAGCCAGCAUACCUAAAUCCAGUGCCUAAACCCUGCUUGCGCGGAAAUCGGCCGCAUUUCCGGACCAAGGGAGAGACUUCUAUCCCCCGAUCCCCAGAUGGCCCAGGACCUUGGAUGCGCAGCCCGCCGAUUCCUCGUAUGUACAUUUUGUGUAAAUAUGUGCAUAUUUGUACAUAAAGCGAUAUUCUGUUUUUAAAUAAACAGAUAAAACCUG